Molecule: messenger RNA, 827 nt
Organism: Dendronephthya gigantea
Lineage: Eukaryota; Metazoa; Cnidaria; Anthozoa; Malacalcyonacea; Nephtheidae
Product: protein Fer3-like
Exons: 2
Coding region: 26-538 (170 amino acids)
Biological process (GO): regulation of transcription by RNA polymerase II; developmental process
Molecular function (GO): DNA-binding transcription factor activity, RNA polymerase II-specific; RNA polymerase II transcription regulatory region sequence-specific DNA binding; protein dimerization activity
Source: RefSeq, a predicted model, not a curated record
UGGAACGAUAGAAGUAUUUCCGAAAAUGUCAUUCCCGGCAACUCCGGAACAUGGAAAAACCGUUGCCGAAGCAGACAACGAAGUGAUUGGCGAGGAUAAGAAGCGCAAGCAGAGAAAGAAAAGAAUAUUGACGGGAGUAAGUCGGCAACGCCGUGCAGCAAAUGACAGAGAACGUCGCAGAAACGUGAGGCUGAAUCAAGCUUUUGUCACGUUGAAAAAGACUCUUCCUUUAGCGAACAUUGACAUAUCUAAGAUUGAGAUCCUGCGUUUAGCUGUGAAAUGGAUUGACCAUCUCGCAACAUUGCUGAAAGACCAUGAGCAGCGGAAAGAUUUAAUACCAUCGGAUGAAAUGGUAAUUUAUGAUCAGAUAGUGGAAAAAUCCAAGCCAGUAAGACAUGAUUGUCUUUACCAUCAAGAUCCUGACUUGAAAAAUACACUUUGGGAGGACUGCAUCGGUUUGCCAAAACGCACGGUCGAUGAUAAUGAUGGGUGUAUACACAUCAGAACGAACUCCCGUUUCCAUGAACUGUUCUCAUAACAACCAGUGUUUGUAAAUAAAACCAUCCUAUGUAUUUAUAGAAGUGCAAUUUUCGAACCGAUUUUAGUUGAUAGAAACGAGACACGUUGGAAUUUGGAAUAUGUACGUUUUGUAUUGUAUUUCAGGCCUGAUCUGCUGCUUAUAAUAUUACACAUCUAAGCAGUCUAUGGAAUAACAAAGUAGAUUAGUGGAAUAUUGUACUUGUAUACUCUAUCGUAAGCAUUGCAAAUAUAUAUAUAUAUAUAUACACGAGGUGUUCAUAUGCAGCAAAACACGCUUAUAUAUAUUC